GAGUAAAGGCAAGAAGAGCAUCUUCGCGCGUCUGGAUGUUGUUCCCAAGUAACUUUGUAGUACUCUAUCUGUUGCUCGGUAUUUCCUCGUCGUUCAUCGAUCGAUCACUGCGCGUUGCGUGAUUUAAGUUUUAUUUGGAUUUUUUCUGCAGUUGAAGUGAAGGGGAUCAUCUGGCGGCUGACAUGUUUUCUUUUGCUGUUUCUACGGUUGGCUCUUCCGUUGGCGUGGGGAGGAAUUUGGUGGCCAAUGCAGGCGGUCCUCAAGCAACAAAUCUGGAUCAAGGACAAAAUAAUAUUCUUAGUGACGAUCAUUCACAUGUGAAUUCUAAAAAUUUCUUGGACAAAAUUAGGGAGAGGUUACUAAAGGUAGAACUCUCAGUGUCUGCUUAUGAUACUGCUUGGGUUGCAAUGGUUCCAUCUUCAAGAUUUCCUGGAACUCCUUACUUUCCUGAAUGUGUUGAUUGGAUAAUAGAUAACCAGCUUCUUGAUGGCUCAUGGAUCUCCAACCAUCACAAGCCUUAUGCAACCAAAGAGGCACUUUCAUCCACUUUGGCUUGUGUGCUGGCACUUAGGCGAUGGAAUGUUGGUGAGGAGUAUGUCAGAAAAGGACUCUCCUUCAUUGGAUCAAAUUUCUCCUCCAGUAUAAAUGAGCAAUUACAAACUCCUGUUGGCUUUAGUAUUAUAUUUCCUGGCAUGAUUAGUUAUGCAAUAGAAAUGGGUUUGGAUCUUCCAUUGAGAGAAUGUGACAUAGAUGCAAUGUUUUCCAUGAGAGAAGUAGAACUUAGAAGAGAGGUUGAGAAAAAUUCACCUGGAAGCAAAGCUUACCUUGCAUUUGUUGCUGAAGGACUAUGUGGAUUACAAGAUUGGCAAGAGGUUUUGAGUUAUCAACGAAAAAAUGGUUCACUCUUUAAUUCCCCUUCAACAACUGCUGCUGCACUUUGCCAUAUUCGAGAUGAUAAAUCCUUUAAUUACUUGUGUUCUAUUUUGCAGAAGUUUGGUUGCUCAGUUCCAACAACCUACCCACUGGACAUACAUACACAACUUUCCAUGAUUGAUAAACUUGAGAAGCUUGGAGUUUCUCUGCAUUUUAUUCAUGAUACAAGGGGAAUUCUGGACAGAGCAUAUAGAUGUUGGCUAGAAAAAGAUGAGGAAAUUUAUUCAAACGUUGCUACUUGUGCCAUGACAUUUCGUCUUUUACGUAUGCAUGGAUAUGAUGUCUCUUCUAAUGCUUUAUCUCCAUUUGUUGAUGUGAGGCAUUUCAAGAACACAGUCCAAGGUUAUAUUGGGGAUUUAAAUGCUGCUAUUGAGCUAUACAAGGCGUCACAGGUUCAGAUCUCACGAGAUGAACCAAUUCUAAAGAAAUUAAAUUCCUGGGUGACUUAUUUUCUCAAGGAGGAAUUGAAUACUAAUUCCAUCAACUCACUUGAUAUUUCACAAGAGGUUGAUUAUACUCUCAGGUUUCCCUUUUAUGCAAGUUUGGAAAGGCUUGAGCACAAAAGGAAUAUUGAAUGCAGCAAUUUAGAUAAUUUGCAGAUGCUCAAGACAUCCUUUGUUGCCAGUAUGAAUAAUAAUGAUCUUAAGGAGCUUGCUGUGGAUGCUUUCAGUAGCUCCCAGUUGAUAUGUAGGAAAGAGCUUCAGUAUCUCGAGAGUUGGGUUAAAGAGAGCAAGCUGGAUCAACUUGGAUUUUCUCGGCAGAAACAUAUGUACUGUUAUCUCUCUGCUGCUUCUACACUUUUCUCCUCGGAACUGUCAAGUGUUCGCUUAUGUUGGGCCAAAGGAGGUGUGCUAACCACUGUGGUAGAUGAUUUUUUUGACGGUGGAGGUUCUUCUGAAGAACUAGCAAAUCUUAUGAAGCUGGUUGAGAAGUGGCAUGAAAUUCAUGAAAAAGACUUCUGCUCUGAAAAUGUAAAGAUCAUUUUUUUUGCACUCUACAACACUAUAAAUGAGCUUGGAGCAAAAGCUUUUGUCAUCCAAAAGCGUGAUGUCACGAACCAUAUGAUUGAUAUUUGGCUAACUAUGAUGAACUCCAUGAUGAAAGAGGCUGACUGGCUAAAGAACAAUAUAGUGCCUUCUUUGGAUGAAUACAUGACGCAUGCAAUUCCGUCGUUUGCUUUAGGACCCAUUAUUCUACCUUCCCUCUAUUUUGUUGGGCCAGAGCUUUCAGAGAACAUCAUCACGCAUUCAGAUUACUACAAAUUAUAUGAACUUGUCAGCAAAGUGGGUCGUCUUUCUAAUGACAUUCAAGGUUUUGAGAGAGACAAAGCACAAGGGAAACUAAACAGCUUGUCACUCCUUGUUCUUCAUGGAAAUGGCUCUGUUUCUGAAGAAGAUGUCAGAAGAGAUGCUUGGCGUAUGAUAGACUCCACCAGGGCUGAACUGCUGGGGCUGGUCCUCCAAAAUGAGGGAAGCUUGCUUCCUAGAGCAUGCAAAGAAUUAUUUUGGAAGAUGAGCAAAAUACUGCAUUUUUUUUAUCGUAAAAAUGAUGGAUUCACAUCGCCUGAUGAAAUGAUGGGUGCUGUAAAUGCUGUCAUUUAUGAGCCUUUGAAGGUGAAGGUGAGCAAUCAUUUCCAGUCUAGAGGUUAAGAAAUCAUAUUAUUGCUUUAAUUACAUUAUUGAAUAAGGGUGGAAGUUAACUAAUGUAUUUCAAUUUUUUUUUUGUUGAACAAAUAAUUUAUUAGAAGCUUAAUACUUAUA
This is a messenger RNA of Phalaenopsis equestris, 2693 nucleotides long. RefSeq names its product ent-kaur-16-ene synthase, chloroplastic-like. The coding region runs from base 183 to 2582 and encodes 799 amino acids. The transcript is spliced from 15 exons. Gene Ontology annotation, biological process: diterpenoid biosynthetic process. Gene Ontology annotation, molecular function: terpene synthase activity; magnesium ion binding. Lineage: Eukaryota; Viridiplantae; Streptophyta; Magnoliopsida; Asparagales; Orchidaceae. The record is from RefSeq and is a predicted model, not a curated record.